This is a messenger RNA of Seminavis robusta, 1195 nucleotides long. NCBI's taxonomy places the organism in Eukaryota, Bacillariophyta, Bacillariophyceae, Naviculales, Naviculaceae. The record is from the annotation of a GenBank genome assembly.
GUCUUUGUUGAGGUUUCUCAUCGUUUUAGAAGACGCCCAAGACACAUCUCCCUGGAGCGAUCUUCCUCGGUGAGCAGACCUAUAUCUCAACUCAUUAUUCUAUUGACUAGUCUAGCUAGUAGUGAAGCUUGUUUAUUUAUUCUUCUUCUCGUCGAAAGAACCAAGUACGAGUAGCAACAAUGGCCAUGACAGGACAACGUCAAAAAUCCAAGGAGAAGAGUCCCACAGCGCAAUCAACGUCGUCGUCGUCGUUGAAAGAGGAUGUGGAGCAAAAAGACCAUGGUCGGAAAACGUCGUGCAAGACGAAACUGUGCUUGAUGGUGCUGACAGUCGUCGUGAUUGUCAUGGGGGUGAGCAAGAUGCAGCAGGACAGUCAUGCCACAAGUGCUACUAUUCAUAAUUCGCUACGAACAGCCCAAAAAGAACAAGACGACAAAGAAGAAGUUUCUGCCAUUGCCAGUCGCAGCAUGACAGAGGAUUCUUCUUCUACUAGUACUAGUUCCACACAAUCCACUUCCACAUCCACUAAUACGUGUCAAUGGCGUCCCGAACCGCUGCAAGGUCAUUGCGACGGCACCAAAUCGACGGACGAAUCGAAACUCUAUACCACAGCUCAAGCCUGCCAGACCGCCUGUUGCGAGAGUCCCACGUGUGUCACAUUUCAAUUCCGAGCAAAGGAAGGAUGUCUGUGGGGCGCCGAUACUCGGGUCGGCAAUGAAAAGGACGGAGUGACAGCUUGGUGCGAACCACGACCACCGGCUGUCUGGCAAGGCCAAUGGAUCAAAACCAAACAAGAAGGCGUAGAAAUUGACGGCGGUUGUUCCGACGAUGGCUGGAAUCCGCAAGAAUUGUCGGGACAAUGUUUUGGAUUGGGUGGCAAACAAGAUACGGGUGGCGCCAAUACCGCACGAGCGUGUCGCGAUGCUUGUUGCAACAAUCCCACUUGUAAACUCUGGCAAUUCCGACGCGAUGCCGGAUGCUUUUACAACAAUCACGGAUUCAAUUGUCGCGAAGCGGCGGAUCCACUCGAAUUUGAACCAUUUAUGGGAGCACGAAAAGUACAACCCACUCGAAGUUAUACACCGCAUGCCUACACGGCCGAUUAUGCUGAUAUGGCAGCAGAGAUGGAACAGAAAAUGCAAAAAUCAUCAUAAUAAUAAGCAGCAUUGCAGAAACACAAACAAAAAAUCGUACG